Messenger RNA from Microthlaspi erraticum, 549 nucleotides. The record is from the annotation of a GenBank genome assembly. NCBI's taxonomy places the organism in Eukaryota, Viridiplantae, Streptophyta, Magnoliopsida, Brassicales, Brassicaceae.
AUGCCGUUCUCCGAUGAAGAAGAAAGCGAUGAUAAUGCGUCGCUCAUUCCACGGAAGAGGAAAUUCUCGAUCACCGGACUUCCGCCGUCGAAGAAGAUGAAGGAGAAGCUCAUGCAUCGCUCCAUCUCCAAAGCCGAAGCGCCAAAACACGAUCUACUCCGCUCUCGUGGAAUCAUUGAUGAAGCGAAUUGUGAUCUUAAGCUGAAGCUAAGUGGGGAUAUCCUGAUAUUAUCAUCAAAGGAGUCUGAAGACAUUGGCUCACUGUUCACUGCGAAUGAGAAGGCUGAGUGGUCUGAGAUCUACUCGAUUGGGAUGACUCCGUGUUAUGCAUCCUUGGUCAUUGUUGCGUCUCACAACUGGAUGCCUUCGACUCAUAGCAACCAUGUGUCUGAGCCACGAGCUAAGCUUAUCUACAAGCUAUCCACAGGAGUCGAGUUGAUUUUGAUGCAAGCGCCUCUCCCUCUCCUUGAUGAUGAUGUCCUCAUUCGUCCUCUUCACUAUCAAAAGGACAAGCGCUCUGGGAAGGAGUACAUCAAAGCGAGAAGAUGA